GCAAACCCCUAGCCCACAUCCACCGUGCCCGUGCCGACCCCGCCGCCGGAACGGAAACCACGCCCUAAGCUUGCUCGAAUGCGAUGGCGCCACCGCCGUUAGCCACGGCGGCGGCGGCCGAGGACACCACGGAGCUCCUGGAGGUGCGCUGCGCGGGGUGCAGCGAGACGCUGGAGGUGGAGCGGGGGCUGACGGAGUUCGUCUGCCCCGACUGCGCCACGCCGCAGUCGCUCCCCCCGGAGCUCAUGCCCCCGCCCCGCCGGAGGGCGCUGCCCCUGCCGCGCGGCGCCGCAGACGCACGCGGGGCCAGGCUGCCGUGCGGCGCCUGCGGCGAGCUCCUCAGCGUGCCGGUCGGGCUGUCGCGCUGCACCUGCCCUUUCUGCGGCGCCGAGCUCGUCGUCGACUCCGCCCGCCUCCGGAACUACAUCCUGACCUCCGCCGCAGCGGCCGUCGUACCGCGCUCCUCGGCAUCCGUCCCUCCGGUUGUUGCUGCCCGGGAGAGAUGGCAAGAGCGUCCUAGUUACGCAAUGCGUGCAGGGCUACCCCAAGCAGAACCUGAUGUGAGGCUAAUUCCUCCGCGGAGGACACAGGUAGAGCGUCCUGGUCGUCUCAUCCAUGUGCAUCGGGAUGAACAAGAGUACCGUGAUCAUGUGAUUGAUGGAGAAGAGAUACCUGUGGCUAACGAGACUUUUGCAAAUAGUAGCCUUCAGAGAAACCGACCUUCACUUGGCCCACUUCUUGGCCGUCGUAUUGUAGGUGAUGAGGAAACACACGUUUUUCCUCAAAAUGAGGUCAAAAAUCAUGUAAGUGAUCAAUACUCUGGUUACUCUGUUCAGCCAAAGCGAGCGAAGCUGGCACGCCUGCAUAGAGUCAUUCAUUCAGAGGAGAUGCAGGAUGGGCCUCUCAACCAUGAAGUUUAUAGAGAGGCGAGACAUACUGAACUGAUAUAUGAGGCUACUGCAACUCAUAGAGUUGGAUGCUCCACUGGCCCCCAAACUCCAAGUAUAGGGGAGAGGCAUAUGGGGACUCCUACUCAGAUCAUACAGCAGGUGCGAAAACAGAAUUAUCAUGAAAGUCAUGUGGAAGGCAGUCAGAUAGACUGUCUAGAUCUGGAUGGGGUGGUUCAUCCGCCAGUCAACCAAGUAAAUCAUGGAGAAGAGGCAUCCACUGAGAUGAUCGAUAAAAUGCUUUCAAGGGAGAGCACUUGGCCUACUGGAUGUUCAGUUGGACCCAACUCUGUUAAUGUAGAGAAGAGAAAGGCAUCGACCACAAAUCAGGUCAAUCAACAUAUGCAAAAACAACAGUCUGAUGCAACUCGUUCAGAACACACACAGAAAGAGCAUCCGGAUCAGGCAAUUCAUGAGCCUACAACUCAUCUAACUAAUAGAGAAACAAUGUACUCAUUUCCUAUAAAGGAGACCAUCGCAAGGUAUAGCAAGCAGAAAAAAUCAAAGUUAGUUAAUCCCAAGACUAUUGCCGAGAAGAGACAUAUGGAAUCACUGAACCACAAUAUACAACAGGCAGAUGGACAGACCUCUGAUACUGAUAGUCAUGAAAUCCAGGUCGAUAUUGAGCGUCAAAGUAAGGCUAAUGGGAUGCAUGACAACACUUCAACUCUGAAGGGGCGGGAACAGGUUACACCUCCGAAUAAGCUGGCCGAUCUAAAACAGAAAAAUAUAUGCACUAAUGAUGAAAUCCAGAAGGAGCAGACUGAAGGUAAUGUUUCCAAGCAGACUAGUAGUUGGACUCAGAAGAAGAAUAGAAAAGGCUCAAUAGCUUCAUCAAAUGAAGGGCUUCAGCUUAAACGUAGUAAACGUUUGGCCAAAGAUUCAUCUUCUGCUAUGGAAAAUAAACCUCUAGAAAGCGAAUCUGGUGACCUGCAGAAUUUUGGUCAUAAUGUCCAAGUGCCAGCAGAUGCUACGGAUGAAGAAUCAAUUGAAUGGGUGCCUCUUCAGCAGUGUCCCCCCUCUCCAGAUUGUGAAGGGUCAGUUGCCUCGACAGACACUGAUUCUGUAGAAAGUGGUAACGAUGAGGACUAUGUUGUAUCUCCAAAUCAAAGCAUGUCUGAGUCUGACCAUCCAGAUAUUGAUAGAAUAGUUGCCGAUCAUUGCCCUAGCACUCCCUCUGUACAUAAGGCGCCUCAAGAAAUCUCUGAUGAAUUAGAUGACCCUGAUGUAACCACAACUCCUUUAGUUCCUGAUAUGUCUGACCCCGAGCAUUUCGCACGGAACUAUUUACCUCUAGAGGUCAGAAGGGCCCUUGCAAAGGGAAAGAAAGCUGGAGGUCGUCUUUGUGUCAAAGUGUGGACCUUGCCCAAGGGUGUACGGAUACCGGUCUCCUUGAACACUUCGGGCCUGCCAAUCGGAGAAAAUGCAAUCAUGUUGAUUAACUUUCUAGGCGCACUAGCACGAGACGGAGUGUUGGCACCUCUCACGUAUGUAAGUUGGACAUAUAUUCCCAAGGAGAACAAGGAUGUUAUGUGGCACAUUGUUAAGCUUAAAUUUGAUGUUGAUCCAUCUCACGAGUUGUCGCUCCUGAGGUCCAUAAGAAACAAGUGGAGGAUUUGGAAAUGUCAUUUAAAACGGAAACACUAUGAUCCUCAUAUAACUGAAGAGGAACGACUUGCUGAUCGAGUUCCUCGUGUCCUAAAAGAACAAUGGCAAGUCCUUGUUGCAUAUUGGAAUACAGAAAAGGCAAAGGCUAGAAGUACUGUCGGCAAAGCUUGUCGUGCGAAAUCAACCUUUAUCAGUAAAACCGGAUCAAAGAGCUUUGCACGAAUAUUUCAUGAAGAGUCGCGAUCUGGUGACCCUGCUGUUGAGAAUUCAGAAGGUUCUGCCAUGGGUGCAGAAAGGAUGGCUAGUACACGCAGACACAGGUGUACAGUUGGGCCCUCCCCCAAAGACCUGCAGGACAAGUCAGCCUCGCAAGCUGCGAGGGCCAAAAGGAAGGCUGGAGAUGAAGCCUCCACACUGAGAAAAGAGGCGGCAGUAACAGAGGAAAGUCGCCCCAAAAACUCCCAGGAAAAUGCAGUCUUGGAAGCUGCAAGGGCUAAAAGAAAGGCCGAAGAUGAGGCAGCCGCUCUAAGGAAGAAGGUGAUAGUGAUGGAGGAAAGCCAGAAAAAGCUGCAGGAGGACUUGGCAAGAGUCACGGAUGCAAUGAGUGCUAUGCAGAAGAUGAUGUCAACUGGUGGCUUACCAAAUGGAUUAAUGGGUGAACCAGCGAUGCCACCAAGUUUCCAACAGGAACAAAAUGAAGCAAGCUCCGAUGAUGGUUUGGAGUCGUAUAUUGUUUACUCAGGGCUACGUCAUCCUUCCUCGCAUAAUCGACAGACUCGAUGAGAUGAUUGGACCUGAUCAACUGAUGCUCGGGGUAGAGAGCGGCAGUAGUGUUCACCUUUUAGCCGGAUCUUAGUUUUAUAGGCACCAUUUAUGGUUUCUCUCGGGUAGAAGUGAUCACAUUCCACCCAUAUGAUCCGUAUCUCUUGUGAUGUUUCUUGCACUGUUGUAAGAGGCCAACUAGUUGUCUAUCCUGAUAUGUAGGACUGAGAAGAGAACCAAUCAUGUUUUGCUGAUGUGUGUGAUGACAAAGGAGUGUUUGCCUGAA
Hordeum vulgare subsp. vulgare (domesticated barley) is the source of this 3603-nucleotide messenger RNA. RefSeq lists its product as uncharacterized. NCBI's taxonomy places the organism in Eukaryota, Viridiplantae, Streptophyta, Magnoliopsida, Poales, Poaceae. The transcript has 7 exons. The coding region runs from base 84 to 3338 and encodes 1084 amino acids. The record is from RefSeq and is a predicted model, not a curated record.